Molecule: messenger RNA, 765 nt
Organism: Kockovaella imperatae
Lineage: Eukaryota; Fungi; Basidiomycota; Tremellomycetes; Tremellales; Cuniculitremaceae
Product: ribosomal protein S5, N-terminal domain-domain-containing protein
Exons: 6
Coding region: 1-765 (254 amino acids)
Biological process (GO): translation
Cellular component (GO): cytosolic small ribosomal subunit; ribosome
Molecular function (GO): RNA binding; structural constituent of ribosome
Source: RefSeq, a predicted model, not a curated record
AUGGCUGAAGGUGCACGAGGUGGAUUUGGACGAGGACGAGGACGUGGUCGACGAGGACCUCGACGAGGUGGAAAGAAGGACGAGGAGAAGGAAUGGGUCCCUGUCACCAAGCUUGGACGACUUGUAAAGGAUGGAAAGAUCAAGUCGAUGGAGGAGAUUUACCUGUUCUCUUUGCCCGUGAAGGAGUUCCAAAUCGUCGACACUUUCCUCCCCACCCUCAAGGACGAAGUCAUGUCCAUUCACCCUGUUCAAAAGCAAACUUCGGCCGGUCAGCGAACUCGAUUCAAGGCUUUCGUCGCCGUUGGAGACUUUGACGGCCACGUUGGUCUCGGAGUCAAGUGCGCCAAGGAAGUCGCCACCGCUAUUCGAGGAGCUAUCAUCGUUGCCAAACUGUCUAUUGUCCCUGUCCGAAGAGGUUACUGGGGCGCCCACAUCGCCGAGCCCCACACAGUUCCGUGCAAGGUGUCUGGAAAGAGUGGUUCGGUCAUGUGUCGAUUGAUCCCAGCACCCCGAGGAACUGGUAUCGUCGCUGCCCCUGCUCCCAAGCGAAUGCUUCAAAUGGCCGGUAUCCAGGACUGCUACACUCAGGCCAAGGGAUCCACUGCCACCCAGGGUAACUUCUUGAAGGCUACCAUGACUGCUUUGUCCAAAACCUAUCAAUUCCAAUCGCCCGAUCUCUGGACCAUCAUCCCACCUGGUCAGAACCCCUUGGACGAGCACUCUGUGCACCUCCAGAUCGCCGCGAGGAAGAACGCUGCCUACUAG